GCAGCAGCAGGCAGCAGCCUUCCCGAGCAGCCAUGCAAGGUCUCCUCCCACUAAUUCUCCUGCUCCUCCCCGCGACAGCCAAUGCCGACGUCCUUAGGUUCUACAUCACCGCCACCUGCUCGGUCAGCAUGAACUACACGAGCGGCAGCGCGUUCCAGGCCAACCUCAACGCGACCCUCUCCUCCCUCCCCGCCGCCGCCGCCGCGUCCACCGGGUUCGCCAAGAACGUCACCGGCGCCGCGCCCGACGGGGUGUACGGCCUCGCGCAGUGCCGCGGCGACAUCAGCGCGCCGGACUGCCGCUCGUGCCUCAACGACUCGGCGCGCGAGAUGGCAAGCGUGUGCCCAGGCCAGAAGCGCGGCAUGCUCAUCUACGAAGGCUGCCUGCUGCGCUACUCCAACACGAGCUUCUUCGGCGUCCCCUCCGUGUCGGACCCUAUCCGCGAGGUGGCGAACCCCGAGAACGUGACGCAGCCGGAGCAGUUCAUGCGGCUGCUCAGCGCGCUGGUGGGCAACCUCACCAGGAAGGCCGCCCACGGGUCCCCGCGCAUGUUCGCGGCCGGCGCCGUCCAGUACACGAGCUUCGUGACGCUCUACGGCCUGGCCCAGUGCACGCAGGACACGAGCCCGGACAACUGCGGCCUGUGCCUCGCCAUACUGGUCGAUGCGAUCCCCAAGUGCUGCUACGGGAGGAAGGGCGGCCGGGUCUUCUCCGAGGUCUGCCAGCUCCGGUUCGAGAUUUACCCGUUCUACAACGCCCAGGGCGCCCAGGCGGCCAUGUCGCCGGCGCCGGCGCUGGCGCCAGGCGGUGUGCCAGUCAACGGCAGCGAACUCUCCGGCCCACGAAACACCGCUAGGACAGACGUUGCAGGAAGUAGAGGCAUAGUCAGGACAGCACUUAUUAUUGUCUCAAUUCUUGCUGCUGUCACGACGCUGCUGCUGCUGCUGAUUGUUGCUGCCUAUGUCUGCAAGAAGAGCAGAAAACCACACAUGCUUGUGCAGUUAGCUAGCGACGGACAUGGGGAUAAAGAAGAAAUGAGAGGUUCAGAGCCUCUCAUGUACGACUUGAGUACUCUGCGAGCUGCAACUGACAACUUUUCAGAAGAAAAUAAGCUCGGGGAAGGAGGCUUUGGACCUGUCUACAGAGGCACGCUGCAAUACGGGCAGUACAUUGCAGUGAAGAGGUUGUCAGCAACUUCGCAGCAAGGGCAGGUGGAGAUGAAGAACGAGGUCGUCCUGGUUGCAAAGCUCCAGCACAAGAACUUGGUGCGCCUGCUCGGCUGCUGCAUCGAGGAAGAUGAGAAGCUCCUUGUCUACGAGUUCCUCGCCAACAAGAGCCUCGACAAAAUCCUUUUCGAUCCUACAAGGCAACAUGAGCUAAGCUGGGCCCAGAGGUUCAAGAUCAUCGAGGGAAUUGGCCGAGGGCUUCUCUACCUUCACGAGGACUCGAGGCUAACCGUCAUCCACCGCGAUCUCAAGGCAGGCAACAUCUUGCUUGACGCGGACAUGAACCCUAAGAUCUCCGACUUCGGCUUGGCGAAGCUGUUCGACAUCGACCUAAGCGUAGCAAACACAAGCCGCAUCGCUGGCACAUAUGGAUACAUGGCGCCGGAGUACGCUGUGCGCGGCUCCUUCUCUACCAAGUCAGACGUUUACAGCUACGGCGUGCUCGUCCUGGAGAUUGUCACCGGCCGGCGACCUUCCGAAAAUCUCAUAAAAUUUGUUUGGGGGCACUGGAGCCGCGGGAGCUUGCCGCAGCUGCCCGAGGGGUUCCCGGCCGACGGGCCAGGGCCGCAGGAGAUCCUGCGGUGCGUCCACGUCGGGCUGCUCUGCGUGCAGGAGGACCCGCACCUCCGGCCCAGCAUGGCGUCCGUCGUCGUCAUGCUCAACAGCCGCUCCAUCACGCUGCCGGUCCCCGCCGAGCCGGGGUUCAUGACCCCCGGCAAGUGGCCGAGGGCGCCUGCUCAUUCCCAGGAGCCGUCGAUCAACGAAGGCUCCGUCUCGGACUUGGAACCUCGUUGAUGGGACAGCAUGGAGGACGACGUUGAAUGACCGCUGCUUUUCCGAAUGAUGGAAUUACAGGAGUGGAAGGCAUGCAAAGUAUGCACAUUUGAACUAUACAAGGUGAUUAGUUGUUUUGUCGGAAAUCUUGAAUCAGAUGGAUCGAACAUGAACAAAAUAAUGUAAAAUGCUUGGUGGUAGCUUGGUCAGAUAAGAAGUCAGAUAGCAACUUUUUUUUUGAAAAAUAAGUCAUAACAACUUAAGUUCGUCCCAUUCUUCUGGGCUUGCGUUUUCUUUUCUUCUUCUUUUUUUUUGGGAAACCUGGGCUUUGCUUUUUGACUUCACAAAACAAAACCA
Molecule: messenger RNA, 2357 nt
Organism: Panicum hallii
Lineage: Eukaryota; Viridiplantae; Streptophyta; Magnoliopsida; Poales; Poaceae
Product: putative receptor-like protein kinase At4g00960
Exons: 7
Coding region: 33-2021 (662 amino acids)
Biological process (GO): protein phosphorylation
Molecular function (GO): protein kinase activity; ATP binding
Source: RefSeq, a predicted model, not a curated record